Molecule: messenger RNA, 1256 nt
Organism: Dryobates pubescens (Downy woodpecker)
Lineage: Eukaryota; Metazoa; Chordata; Aves; Piciformes; Picidae
Gene: ISX
Product: intestine specific homeobox
Exons: 5
Coding region: 191-1117 (308 amino acids)
Biological process (GO): regulation of transcription by RNA polymerase II
Molecular function (GO): RNA polymerase II transcription regulatory region sequence-specific DNA binding; DNA-binding transcription factor activity, RNA polymerase II-specific
Source: RefSeq, a predicted model, not a curated record
GCGCGGGUCCCACGGUGAUCAGCAGAGGAGCAGGCACAGCGUGAGUCACCUUUGUUCCUCCUCCCAGUGCUCCUGCAGGUUGGCUGGGUACAGGUGGGGAGAGACCUGCACCUUCCUUCUGCAUGUUGCUUGAAGUGAAUCAAGAGCCAGGAGAACAGGAGAGGACUUUGUGCCCUGUGGUCACUUUGGCAUGAAGAUGAUGGAUCCUCAAGCGUGUGCUGGCCAGGGGAAGCCCAGCCUAUCCUUUUCCAUUGAGGAAAUAUUAAAGAAGCCUUCUGCCAGCAUCACCCCGACCAGCGAAACCAGGAACAGAAGAAACCAUGCUGAGAGACUUCCAGACCUAAAAGCAGGGUCACCACUGGCCUUUGAUUCUCUCAACAGGAGUCAGUUAGACUGUGACUUAUCAUCAGCCAAAGUGCUUUUUGCUGGCACAUGUGCUACACCCAUGGCCAGGGCAAAGAAAGUGCAAGUAGCUUACUGCAGGAGACCUACUGACGUCCCAGCUUCCCUUUUGGGUGAGGACACAGGAUGUGAUCACCUAGAAGGCAAAAGAAAACAUGAGGAAGAUGAAGAUCAGCUAUGUGAUUUCCCAGUGGACCAUCCACUUCAUGUUGAGAGGAAAGGGAAACGGAGAAUUCGGACAACAUUCACAGCUGAGCAGCUCCAGGAACUGGAGAAGAUUUUCCAAGUGACUCACUACCCUGAUGUCCACAUUCGCAAUCAACUGGCAGCAAAGAUAAACCUCCCAGAAGCCAGAGUUCAGAUCUGGUUCCAGAACCAGCGAGCAAAGUGGAGGAAACAUGAAAAAUUUGGCAACUUUGGUGGACUUCAGCAUCUGACAGAAGUUGAUUAUGUUCCUGCUCCCAAGUCAGAUAUCACAGCUCCCAGCUUGAUGCCAAGAAAGCUCUCUGCUACCAUCCCUGCCAUGGGAUACUACUCACCAUUGCAAGGGCAGCUGACAACUGCCUGGCUGCCCAGCACGCUCUCCUUCAUUCCUCACAGCCUGGAGCUGAUGCCCUUCCCAAAGCCAUGCUUGCUCUUCAAUGUCCUCCCCAUUUAUGGCACACCACUACCCCAAAAACUGGAAAGAAGCAGUAUCUGCGCCAGCUCCACAUAGAGGAGGGAGUGGGGAACUUUGGGGACAUGGUUUUCUCACCCAUUACUGUUUCGGUGAUGUGCCAUUCUUCUGCUCAAACAAGCUUGCCAGGAGAAUGGACAGACUGUGGAGCAAGGUCAGCUUGCUACAGGAGUGCCAC